AGUCAUGCAGCUGCCAGCUGCACAUGGCUGCUGCGUGGGUCGGAAAGCUCUAAAUUAUUACGAAGUUUUUACUGUUUUUCUGGAAUCUCGAUUCAAGAAUUUUUCCUUUUUGGUGUUAGUUGUCCGUGGGUAUUUUUUAUCAACGUUAGUAUUCGAAUUUUUGCAGUACAUCAUCAUUCUCCUUUAGAGAAAACGUCAGGAUCAAGAGGAUGUCUGUCGACAACGCAAGAGUUCUUGUGGUUGGCGAUGUGGCUGUUGGAAAAACGUCACUGAUCCGGUAUCUGUCGCAAAGGAAAGCGGUGAACGAUCCCCCACCACCAACUGUGGGAUGCGAGCUGGAAGUUCUUGUAAGAAUCACACUGUGUUCAUGUCCACAUAAAUUUGUAGGGAUUAUUCUCGUUUAUGACAGUACCAGUCCCAGAUCGUGUCAGCGUUUGCUGUACUGGCGCCAAGAAAUUCAUAAAUAUUCUUAUGAAAAGCAAGAUGUACCGGACGGAGCGUUCCCGUAUUCGCGAGUCCCAGAUGGUGUUGUAACAGGAGACGAUCGCCGGCAGUCGACUACCCGCCGAACUUCGGUGCCCGUACUGAUCGUUGGUACUAAGGCGGACCAAACGAGCACGAUUACUCCAGAACAUCGCGGCUGGAUUGAUAAAGUUCUUAAUGAUUACUCUGCCUCGGAAAUACGUGUGAGCUCAAAUAGACCUUCAGAUUUGAGUCCCGGGACAAAGAAUUUUGAAGUCUUUCGGUCAUUUAUGAAUAAGGUGAUUGAGACGAAAUUUUAUGGAAGUAUUCCAUCCCCGCACAUAUUGCCUGUAUCGCCUACAAUGCGACCAAGAGCACGAAGUUUUAACACGAAAAACCGAUCCGCGGCGAUGUAAUUCUUUGAGUUCAAAAUACUUACGAUAUUAUGAUGUAUCGUGGAUGUUUGAAAUUUGAAUGAAUGUGCCAGUUCCGGACACUUUCUGAAUGCUCGUGAUUGCUUGUUGAUUCUCAGUGCCACUCGCACACUCUCAAGUUUUUCGUUCUGUCUUCUAGAGUAGGCUUUAAGUUGCGAAUUUUGUUUUCAUGCCUGCCUGUAACUGCCUGUAACAUCACUAACAUGCCUGUAAUUCGAUUCCCGGUCCCCAUUCUUUAAAGCGGUUUAUUAUCAAAAUAAAAACGGUCGGUAACAACUAUUGUACUAACAAGCAGAAAAUAAAAAAU
Messenger RNA from Paramacrobiotus metropolitanus, 1203 nucleotides. RefSeq names its product rab-like protein 3. Gene Ontology annotation, cellular component: endomembrane system. The record is from RefSeq and is a predicted model, not a curated record. The transcript has 7 exons. The coding region runs from base 210 to 878 and encodes 222 amino acids. NCBI's taxonomy places the organism in Eukaryota, Metazoa, Tardigrada, Eutardigrada, Parachela, Macrobiotidae. Gene Ontology annotation, biological process: intracellular protein transport. Gene Ontology annotation, molecular function: GTPase activity.